Pristis pectinata (smalltooth sawfish) is the source of this 2789-nucleotide messenger RNA. RefSeq names its product solute carrier family 6 member 7 (gene slc6a7). Gene Ontology annotation, cellular component: membrane. The record is from RefSeq and is a predicted model, not a curated record. The transcript has 15 exons. Lineage: Eukaryota; Metazoa; Chordata; Chondrichthyes; Rhinopristiformes; Pristidae. Gene Ontology annotation, biological process: sodium ion transmembrane transport. The coding region runs from base 263 to 2191 and encodes 642 amino acids. Gene Ontology annotation, molecular function: L-proline transmembrane transporter activity.
ACAGAGCUAAUCUGGCAGAGUUUGCGUGAGAGCAACACCCUUCCCUUCUCUCCCUCUGCAUUGUCCCAACUGCAAUAAACAGUGGCCUCCAGGUAUUUUCUUUCCGUCUCCCUGGCGACAAGUGAGAGAUCACUUUACAGCUGAGCCACUAGUCUCAGGGCCGGAGCGGGUGGAGUUUGCUGACAGUUUGCUCGCUGCUGGACUCCACCUUCACCGCAGUUUCUGCCUGGAUGUCAGCGGCAGGGACAUCCGCCGGUGCUAAAUGAGAGUCUUCGAAAAAUGGCCCAAUUAUAUGAAGAAAACAGAUGGUGUCGAGCAGGAAGUAAAGGCACCUGGAGCUCCACAGGCUCCUAUGACAUUGAGCAACGGGACCUUGGAGAACACUGUCAGGGCCCAGGAUGGAGUUGAAGCCCCAGCUCAGACGCAGUCUCCACCCGAGCCGCCGGCCCCGGGCUCUGAGACACCACCUGGGCGCGGGAGCUGGGGCGGGAAGCACGAGUUCCUGCUGAGCUGCAUCGGGUACUGCGUGGGACUGGGCAACGUGUGGCGCUUCCCGUACCUCUGCUACCGCAACGGAGGAGGUGUGUUCCUGAUCCCCUACUGCAUCAUGAUGAUGGUGACAGGACUGCCCCUGUUCCUGAUGGAGCUCAGUCUGGGACAGUACGGAGGAGCCGGUCCCAUCACCGUGUGGAAGUGCUGCCCUCUGCUGAAAGGGAUCGGAAUCGGAAUGCUGGUGGUCGCCUCGCUGGUCUCACUUUACUACAAUGUGAUCAUUGCCUGGACCUUCUACUACCUGGGCAGCUCCUUCCAGAACCCGCUGCCCUGGUCCUGUGAUGCUCCAGCAAACAUCCAACUGUGCCGGAACUUAACUGCCAACCAGAGUGAUCAGAGUGCCAGUGAAGUCUUCUGGAACGAGCAGGUCCUGGGACUGUCGGGGAGUUCAGGGCUCGACGACCCCGGUCCCGUCCGCUGGCCACUGGCCAUCUGUCUCCUGGCGGCCUGGGUCUUCAUCUUCUUGUGUUGUCUGAAAGGCAUCCGCAGCUCAGGCAAGAUUGUCUACAUCACCGCAACGUUCCCCUACCUGGUCCUGAUUGUGCUGAUUAUCCGGGGUGCCACGCUCCAAGGAUCCCUGCAGGGAGUGAAGUUCUACCUCAGUGCCAACUGGAAACGUCUGGGCAGCGCGCAGGUGUGGAAUGAUGCCGCAUCCCAGAUAUUCUACUCCCUGGGCAUCGGAUUCGGGGGUCUGCUCUCCAUGGCAUCUUACAACAAGUUCGACAACAACGUCGUCAGGGACACUCUGAUCAUUGUGACCGGCAACUGCAUCACCAGCUUCUUUGCUGGAUUCGCCAUUUUCUCCAUCCUGGGACACAUGGCGUGGAAGAAGGGCGUGGAGGUGAGCGACGUGGCUGACUCAGGUCCCGGUCUGGCGUUCGUGGCCUACCCAGAAGCCCUGGCGCUCCUGCCUGGUUCGUUCAUCUGGUCGAUCCUGUUCUUCCUGAUGCUCUUCACCCUCGGCAUCGACACCCUGUUUGGGAACUUGGAGGGAAUCACGACUGCCAUCCUGGAUGAGUUCCCGGCGCUCCGGGAAAGGAAACGGAAGACAAUGUUCCUGGCUGUGCUCUGCUUCUCGUUCUACCUCCUGGGAUUGCUGCUUAUUACUGAGGGAGGCAUCUACUGGUUCACCCUGAUCGAUGCCUACAGCACCAGCUUCGGGCUCAUCAUCAUCACCCUCUUCAUGUGCCUGGGCAUUGCAUUCUUCUACGGAGUGAACCAGUUCUGUGAGGACAUCAUCGACAUGCUGCGCUACUGCCCGCCCUGGUGUGGCCGUCUGCUGAUCUACUUCAAGGCCUGCUGGGCCCUCCUCACUCCCCUCCUGUUGUUGUUCAUCCUGAUGUACAUCUUCAUUGAGAUGUACAACACAACCUUACACUAUGGUUCCUACGAGUAUCCAGCGUGGGGGAAGGCGCUCGGCGUGUGUCUGGGGGUGCUGUGCUGCGUACAGAUUCCCGUCUGGUCAGUGGUUGCAGUGGUGAAGGAGUCAGGAACGCUGCGAGAUCGGUUUCGGAAGGCCAUCCGGCCCCUGAACUCCUGGAAGGUGACAGGAGGGGACCGGACCUUCACCCAGGACACUGUCGACGUGCCCUUCUCCGUCACACUGACCGACCACGACUUCACCGAGGCCCAGGCGUGAGGUGCCCCCUCUCCCGGUGGCAGAGGGGACCUCGCCCAGCGGGGGUGUGGGGUCUCUGGCCCAGACCAAAGCUCCUGACUUGCAGUGAGGGUGUGGAAUGGGGUCCAUGGGGGCAGUGCACGCCGUGUGCGGCAAGGACCUUCCUGGUACCGCUGGUCAGCGCUCGCUCACACCCCUCCCCACCUCCGAAUCCGGCGAGGCCGCACUCCCUCAUCCACUCACUAUCACUGCCCUAGGAGCACUCAGCCUCGGGAAGGAAGCGGCUGUUGCCAUGGCAACACGCAGGGGUCGACUGGGAGCCGGCCACACUGCCCACACUGUCACUGUCCACGUCAACCGGUCCCAACAGCUGACCCUUGGCACCCACCCCUCCCCUCCCACUCCCUGACCUGUCCCCAGGUGAGGGGGGUCUCAGCUGUAAUGUACCAAGCACAAAUGUUCGCAGCAAGCUGCAUAGACGUCAGCAAUUGGAUUAUUUCCCACUUGUGGGGCCAGGAUGCUCAGACACCCCCUCCCCAUCUCCCACCGACCACUGCCAGGUCCUUCCUGUUCACCUGAGACUAUCAGCAGGGUCUGCGAUUCACCUCUGAUCAGUACC